Cajanus cajan (pigeon pea) is the source of this 2464-nucleotide messenger RNA. RefSeq names its product putative E3 ubiquitin-protein ligase ARI7. NCBI's taxonomy places the organism in Eukaryota, Viridiplantae, Streptophyta, Magnoliopsida, Fabales, Fabaceae. The record is from RefSeq and is a predicted model, not a curated record. Gene Ontology annotation, molecular function: ubiquitin-protein transferase activity; zinc ion binding. Gene Ontology annotation, biological process: protein ubiquitination.
UAUUGUUCCAAUUUGCAAAGGUCUCGUUAGUUAGGAUCGAAGAGAAGCAUAAAGCAAUACACUUUUUGGUCCUCCUUCACCUUCUUCUCUAAUCCUGGUCACGGUGCCCUAGAUUUUCUGAAUCGCUUCGAUCGUUCCCCAAUUCCAAACCCUCGACCCCAUCCUCUAGGGUUUCCCAUGGAUUCCGAGGAUGAUAUGCACGACGCCAACGACGUCGAGUCCCUCGACGACGAUUUCUACAGUGGCGAGACCGAGGAUGCUCCCAUGGAUUACUACAGUGACUACGACGACGACCCCGAUGAUUUCCUCGACGACGACCCCGAUUCCGACCGGAUUGAGUCUCGCCGCCCCGAGCAAAAUUUUACCAUAUUGAAGGAAUCGGAUAUCCGGCGAAGGCAGGAAGAUGACAUCGAUAGAGUAGCGACAGUUCUAUCCAUACCGCGGGAAUCUGCGAGCAUCCUACUUCGUCACUACAAUUGGAGUGUGAGUAAGGUGCAUGAUGCUUGGUUCGUUGAUGAGGAAAAAGUCCGAAAAACAGUUGGUUUGUUGGAGAAGCCAGUUCUCCAGAAUUAUAAUUCUAGAGAGCUUACUUGUGGCAUCUGUUUUGAAAAAUAUCUUCCUUCACGGGUUAAAUCUGCUUCUUGUGGUCAUCCUUACUGCUAUUCAUGCUGGGCAGGAUAUAUUAGCACUUCAAUUAACGAUGGACCGGGAUGUUUGGGGCUUAGAUGUCCUGAUCCCAUUUGUGGUGCUGCUGUUGGUCAAGAUAUGAUUAAUCUUUUAGCAUCUGACGAAGAUAAAGAGAAGUAUGACCGUUACCUUAUUAGGUCAUACAUUGAAGACAAUAAAAAGACCAAGUGGUGUCCUGCUCCCGGAUGUGAGUAUGCAGUUACUUUUGAUGCUGGCAGUGGAAAUUAUGAUGUAUCUUGCCUCUGUUCAUAUAGCUUUUGCUGGAAUUGCACCGAGGAAGCUCACCGUCCAGUGGACUGUGGCACUGUGGCAAAGUGGAUAUUGAAAAACAGCGCAGAAUCUGAAAACAUGAACUGGAUACUUGCUAACUCUAAGCCAUGUCCCAAGUGCAAGCGACCAAUUGAGAAAAACCAAGGGUGCAUGCAUAUGACAUGUACUCCACCUUGUAAAUUUGAAUUUUGCUGGCUAUGCCUUGGUGCAUGGUCAGACCAUGGUGAAAGGACUGGUGGUUUUUAUGCUUGCAAUCGAUAUGAGACGGCUAAACAAGAGGGAGUGGUAAGCGACAGGGAUACUCUACUCUUGAUUCAGUAUGAUGAAACUGAAAGAAGAAGAGAAAUGGCUAAGAAUUCGUUGGAGAGGUACACACAUUAUUAUGAGCGGUGGGCCAGCAACCAAUCUUCAAGGCAAAAAGCUCUUGCAGAUCUACAUCAGAUGCAAACUGUUCAUAUUGAGAAGCUUAGUGACACACAAUGCCAGCCUGAAUCCCAGCUUAAGUUCAUAACGGAGGCCUGGUUACAGAUAGUUGAAUGCAGGAGGGUGCUGAAAUGGACAUAUGCAUAUGGAUUCUACUUACCCGAGCAUGAACAUGCCAAAAAACAGUUCUUUGAGUACUUGCAAGGUGAGGCAGAAUCUGGUUUGGAGAGACUUCAUCAAUGUGCUGAAAAGGAACUACAGCUAUUCCUCAAUGCUGAUGGCCCAUCUAGAGAAUUCAAUGACUUUCGCACCAAACUAGCUGGAUUGACCAGUGUGACUAGAAACUACUUCGAGAAUUUAGUGAGGGCAUUAGAGAAUGGUUUGUCUGAUGUGGACAGUAAUGGAGCUGCUUCCAGCAAAGCAACGAGCUCAAAAAAUGGUGCAGGGAGCAGCAAGGGGAGAGGUGGAAGAGGAAAAGCUACUAUUAGGGCUAGCAUACCCAACAGAAUGACUGAUGAUAAUCAUUGGUCUUGUGAACAUUGUACCUAUGCGAAUGUUAGAUCUGCCACCACAUGCCAGAUGUGCAAUCAACCCCGUCGAUGAAACUUGGACCUUCAUUUUGAAACACAUGUCUUCUGCCUAAGGGCCAAUGGAGUUGUUACAAAAACGUUAUAUCAUAUGCCGGCUCCUUUUUGUAAGGCUAUUUAAUGUGAAAGGGGGUUAAGUCACAUAAGAAAGGUUUAUCCUCCUUGCUCCUAUUGAAUACAUCCCAAUUUAAUGUAUAUAAUGUUUUAUCUUAAAAUUUACGUAUGGGGUUUAUGCAACAGGCUUCUGUAACUGAAUAUCGUAUACAGCCCAUGCUGGAGAUGAACACAAAUAUGCUUGUUUGUGUCCUGAUUUCUUCUAGUAAAUCUCUUGCACCUUCACUCUGUUGAUUGGUUUCUCUUUUAUUAAACUGUCGUCGAUUAAGGGACUGUUUUGUUUUGAGAGAAAUACCAUACUAUUAUCACUCAAAUUUAUAGCACCUGUGAACUGUGUCUGGUUCUUGUUGGAUAUGUAACAUGUGCUAUUGACGCAAGCUUAA